AUGGGUUUCGCGUUUUCCCUCUCUCUCGGUGCUGGGUUUUGCAUCUUCUUCGGUGCAGGAUGGGUGAUCUUGAACCACCUUCGAAAACCACCUGUGAAAACACUUGUUGAUAAUCCACCUGUGAAAACACUUGUUGACAAUCCUUUAUUGGAUUUCAUAGGCUACAAAGGUCUUGUCAAAAAGUCUGAGUUCAUUAGGAUACUCACUGAUGCACUUAUCUCGCUCGGAUUUGACGACAUUGCAGCCCUUUUAGAGGAAAGGUCUGGCAUUCCUCUGCACAGUGCUAUUGUUAAGCAGUUUCUGAAACUAGUCAAAGAUGGAGAAUGGGACAAAUGCAUUGAUGCAUUGCAGGGAUUUCAACUGCGUGAUGAAAAGCCUGUGAGCUUCUUGCUACUAGAGCAAAAAUUCUAUGAGGUUUUGAAUACAGGAAAUGUUACUGAUGCUCGCAGAAUUUUAAAGGAGAUGGUGCGUCUUCGUGUUGACACUAAUCGCGUUCAUGAGCUCGCAUCCCAACUUAUAAUAUCAGCUCCUGGUGAAGAUACAACAGAAAGUGUGAAUUCAAGGUCUGAGUUUAUGGAGAAGCUGCAAGACUUGUUUCCUCCUGGAGUUAUAAUCCCGGAAAGGAGGUUGGAGUAUCUCAUAGAGAAGAGCCUUGUAGAUCAGGUGUAUCACUGUAGUUUCCAUAAUGUUCCGGAUAGUGAUUUGUCCAUAUGCUAUGAUCAUGAUUGUGAGGAUCAUAAAAUUCCUUCGGAGACUGUACAGAUAUUGGAGGAACAUAUCGAUGAAGUCUGGUUCUUGAAAUUUUCACAUAAUGGCAGAUACUUGGCGUCUUCUUCCAAGGAUAAAUCAGCAAUAAUAUGGGAGAUCAAUGCAGAGGGGAAGUUUUCACUGAAGCAUAAACUUGAGGGCCACCAGAAUCCCGUGGUAGAAGUCUUAUGGAGUCCUGAUGAUCGACAAGUAAUUACAUGCGGAGAAAAUGAGGUUAUCAGGAGCUGGGAUGUUGAUUCAGGAGCAUUUGUUGGCUCGUAUGAAAGAAAUGGUGUUGGUUCCAUUUCUUGUGGAUGGUUUCAUGAUGGUUCAGGUAUAAUUGGUGGAAUGGCAGAUAGGCGCAUCUAUUUGUGGCAUUUAAAUGGGACCGAGAUAGAGCACGAGCAAGGCCAACGGGCACAAAAUCUUUCUGAUGUAGCCAUGACGACUGAUGGGAAGUGGCUUGUAAGCGUGGGCAAGGAGCAGCAUGAGAUCUCAUUUUUUGAUAGAGAAACUAACAGAGUUGAGGAUGUUAUUGUAGAGGAAGACAUGAUUACCUCGUUCUCGCUUUCGGAUAACAACAGCUAUCUUCUGAUCAAUCUCAUUACACAGAAGAUCAAUGUCUGGUACAUUCAAGGUGAACCAAUGAAGAUUUUGGGAUUAGAUGGCCACAAGCGUAGUCGGUUUAUUAUCAGGUCUUGCUUUGGUGGCUACGACGAAGAUUUCAUCGCCAGUGGGAGUGAGGAUUCUCAGGUAUACAUAUGGCACAGAACAGAAUGGAGGGAACCUUGUCGAGUAUUGUCAGGACACUCAGGAGCUGUGAACUGUGUGAGUUGGAACCCGACUGAUAUGCAUAUGUUGGCCUCGGCGAGCGAUGAUGGAACCAUUCGGAUUUGGGGAAUUGACAAGAAUUUGAACUGA
Arabis nemorensis is the source of this 1668-nucleotide messenger RNA. NCBI's taxonomy places the organism in Eukaryota, Viridiplantae, Streptophyta, Magnoliopsida, Brassicales, Brassicaceae. The record is from the annotation of a GenBank genome assembly.